AGUGAGCCUUCAGUCGAGAGCGUGGUGGCAGAGUGUCAACAGGUGGCAGAGAGCAGCCAUAAGGGCAGGAGAGUUGGUCUCACUCGCACUAACUUUCCCCCACCCCUCGUCUUUCCUCCCCGUUACGGAAAGGAGAGCAGUGUGCAUAACGCGUUAACGAGGUCUCUUCGAUUUGUAAAAGACUCGUCGGUUUCAUAGUACGCGAUGUGUUGUUAUAAGCAGAUAGGAAGGUUGGUUAAGCUAGAGAGAAACUGUACGAUCGGAAAGGUGCAGUCAGCAAGUUAUUGUCGACUUCUGUUUCCGUGAGAAGUUACCUUUGAAACUUCAGGUAGAGAAGAUGAUGCCAGCCCUGGACUCUCGUCUUCCGUCCCUGGAUAAGUGUUGGAUGUGAUUUUUCCCCCUAAAAUCUCUCGCGGUGAUUGAAGAAGAGGAAGACCUGCGUUUGCCUGAAGUGUUUUGGUGUGCUCUCUCGCUCCUCAUCAGAAUACAAACAUCUGGAGUCGAUUCCAGAUUCAGAGAAAUAUGGAGAAAAUGUGUCUCUACCAAAUCACUUGGAAAAAUGCAAGUCAAGACGUCAACUCAGACGCCUGUGAACUGACUCACUUAAAACACUCGGUGGAACCCGCCCAAAAUUAGUGCGAUUUUCAGGUGGUGUUUUGAUAGUACGAUAACCUCAUUACCGAAGUAGGACUGAGUGAGUGACCUCCAAGCCUGAGAGACCCCCCUCAGACAUGUCUUCGUGUCGGCCGCGCCGCCACAGCAUCGUGACCCUCAGACUGACGGUGACUCCUGACGAGGUCUUCGGACAAGGGUCCCCCUCCGCCACCCAGUCCCCCCCUACCACCAUCCAUUCCACGACAAGCCCCACCCUCCCUCCCCGUCCGAGGUCUCACUCCCGCCAGAGGUACUCCCAGGGCCGUCAGGGUCCCACGUCUCCUCUCCGGAGGACGCCUACUUCUCCCUUGCCUCGAACGCCUCCUCCGCUAUGUCGCACACCCACGACGCCCCUCAGCAGGACUCCCACGUCACCUAUGAGCCGCACGCCCACAUCGCCGCUGUGUCGAGAGCCUUCCUCGCCCAUGGGCAGGUCAACCACGCCCUCGCCUGUGUCCCCGAGGAGUACUAGCGGCCGGCACUUUAGAUACGAGUCAUGGCAAGACCAACGAGGACUCCGGAGACGGUCUUCCUUGCUAACGGUUCCAUCCACACACGACACCUUGUCAGAUCUCCACCUCCGCCUUCCGCGACCCAGGUCGUCUUCCAUAGCCGGGCCUCUGCGGCCCCCUGAUCUCGCCAGGUACCUAACGGAAGCCGGCCUGAGACAUGGCAGACUGGGAGACGACUGCGGCAGCGGCGACGUCAGCAUCUGCAGCAGCUUCGACGAAUCCGAGCAGGAGGCCGACGCGACGAGCCCCCAGGGCUUCGAACCGCCCGUCGGGGACUCUUCUCCUAACGAUCAGGGCCGCACCACUCCUUCGCCGCUGGCUAGGUCGGGUCACGUCUCCCCCGGGAGCUUCGCGGGGUACAGUACGCACGACUCUUAUAUAAACGAUCCGCCGAAGAGGCGGAAUAGCAGCGCUGAUCCCUCGACGGGUGUCUGCCGCCUUCGUCAGUUCACCAUCACCUCCCGGGGGGGCGUAGUCAACAGGGGCGACUCCCUCCGGCCGAGGAGAUCAGCGUCGAAUACUUCCGUCACUUCUACUGUGUCGUCCUGCAGCAGGGAGAGGAUACCCAGCGUGGGUUCGAGCACAUCCACACCUGGCUGCAGCAAAGUGCCUACGCCCAAUCCGGCUCCUCAGUACCGGGUGGUCAUGAUUGGCGCCGUGGGUGUGGGGAAGUCGACCCUCAUCACGCAGUUUAUGACCUCUGAAUACAUGUGCGCAUACGAUGACUCGCCUGGUAACGACGAAUCGGGUCAGGAGAGGAGCGUCUCCGUCAUUCUCGAGGGCGAAGAGGCCGAACUCAUCUUCAUACGCCUUCAGGACAUCACGCAAGCCAUUGCCCGCGAAGGACACGCUGACGGAUGGGUCAUCGUCUACAGCAUAAGCGACAGAGACAGUUUCAAGGAUGCCUCCACGACGCUGGGUCGGGUCUGGUCCCUAGGCCACGUCACCCAGAGGGCCGUGAUUCUCGUAGCCAAUAAGACUGAUCUAGAGAGAACGAGAGUGGUUUCGACAACUGAGGGCAGGACGCUCGCGAUGACGUACGAGUGUAAAUUCAUCGAAGUGAGCGCGGGGUUCGACCAUAACGUUGACGAGCUCCUAGUUGGCAUUUUGACACAAAUACGACUCAAACAGCGGGCUCUAGCGGGAGAAAACUCGGGCUCGUCGACGACCCCGAAGCAGGAGGGCUCCCCGACCAACGUCAAGCUGAAGCACAAGAACAGCUUCCGCGUGAAGGGCAUCCUCAACAAGUUGCUGAACAAGGACCGAAAGACGAAGUCGUGCGAGAACCUCCACGUGUUAUGAGACACGAGGGGGCUCGGGGGAAUAACGAAGGGCGCAGAAAAGAGUGUGGACAAAUACCCGCUAAACAUGAUGACAAUGUUGAUAGUGUUUGUGUGAACCUGUCACUCGUUUUCGUCCAGAAGAUGUUUUUUUGAGUGUUCCAAACAAUCUCUCGUCAACCCUACCUAACAGUGUUAAAAGAAUAUUCCAACCCUACUCGACGCUGGGAAAGUAUUUCUGCUCUCCCACUGGGGAAAUUAUUUAGACCUUACUUGACCGUGGGAAAAUAUUUAGACCUUACUUGACCGUGAGAAUAUAUUUAGACCUUACUUGACCGUGGGAAAAUAUUUAGACCUUACUUGACCGUGGGAAUAUAUUUAGACCGUGCUUGACCGUGGGAAAAUAUUUAGACCUUACUUGACCGUGGGAAUAUAUUUAGACCUUACUUGACAGUGGGAAAAUAUUUAGACCUUACUUGACAAUGGGAACAUAUUUUGACCUUACUUGACAGUGGGAAUAUAUUUAGACCUCACUUGACAGUGGGAAAAUAUUUAGACCUUACUUGACUGUGGGAAUAUAUUUAGACCUUACUUAACCGUGGGAAAAUAUUUAGACCUAACUUGACAGUGGGAAAAUAUUUAGACCUUACUUGAUAGUGGGAAAAUAUUUAGACCUUACUUGACAGCUGGAAAAUAUUUAGACCUUACAUGGCAGUGGGAAAAUAUUUAGACCUUACUUGAAAGUGGGAAAAUACUUAGACGACGGUGGGAAAAUAUUUAGACCUUACUUGGCCGUGGGAAUAUAUUUAGACCUUACUUGACAGUGGGAAAAUAUUUAGACCUUACUUGACAGUGGGAAAAUAUUUAGACCUUACUUGACAGUGGGAAAAUAUUUAGACCUUACUUGACAGUGGGAAAAUAUUCAGACUUGACCAUUGGAAUAUAUUUAGACCUUACUUGACAGUGGGAAAAUAAUUAGACCUUGCAUGACGGUAAGGAAAAUAUUUAGACCCUGCUUGACACUAAGAAAAUAUUUCAUUCCUAUUAUACAGUGGGAGAAAAGAUUUCAUUCCUAUUUGAGAGUGGGAGAAAAUAUUUUAACCCUGCUUUACAUUGUGAUAAGAUGUUAACCGUACUUGAUUGUGGUAAAAACACUUUAACCCUACUUAAAAGUCAGAAGAAAUUUUUUAACCCUACUUGAAAGUUAUGACAAAUUUCAGCCCUACUUAAAAGACAGAAAAAUACUAAUCCCUACGAAGCAGUAUAUAACACUUGACAGCAAUAUAUAUAUAUAUAUAUAUAUAUAUAU
This is a messenger RNA of Macrobrachium nipponense, 3755 nucleotides long. Its product is annotated as mucin-2-like. Lineage: Eukaryota; Metazoa; Arthropoda; Malacostraca; Decapoda; Palaemonidae. The transcript has 10 exons. Gene Ontology annotation, molecular function: GTPase activity; GTP binding; calcium channel regulator activity. The coding region runs from base 732 to 2468 and encodes 578 amino acids. The record is from RefSeq and is a predicted model, not a curated record. Gene Ontology annotation, cellular component: plasma membrane.